This is a messenger RNA of Acanthopagrus latus (yellowfin seabream), 2334 nucleotides long. RefSeq names its product keratin, type II cytoskeletal 8-like. The transcript has 9 exons. Gene Ontology annotation, molecular function: structural constituent of skin epidermis. The record is from RefSeq and is a predicted model, not a curated record. Lineage: Eukaryota; Metazoa; Chordata; Actinopteri; Spariformes; Sparidae. The coding region runs from base 49 to 1788 and encodes 579 amino acids. Gene Ontology annotation, cellular component: keratin filament. Gene Ontology annotation, biological process: intermediate filament organization; keratinization.
UCUCCUUCCCUCUGCAGAGUCUCUCCUCUCACAACACCCUCUGUGACCAUGUCUGUCAGAGCCUUGAAGACCACCACCUACUCCACUACGUCCUCCAGGGGUCCAUCCCAGGGCUUCAGCAGCCGCUCCUUCUCUGGCUACGGUGGACAUGGUGUGAGCAGUGGCAAGCAGAGCUACGCUGUCCGCAGCUCCUAUGGAGGAGUGGGCAGCAGUGGUGCUGCUGUGGGCGGUGGGGGGUUCAAAGUGGUCGGUGGGUAUGCUGCUGGGGUGUCUGGACAAAGAGGAGGGGGAGUAGAGUUUGGGUAUGUGGGCUUCGGUGGAGGUAUGGGAGGUGGCAUGGCCAACGAGGUGAUGGCCCCCAUCACCGCUGUGACCGUGAACAAGAGCCUGCUGGCCCCCGUGAACGUGGAGAUCGACCCCACCAUCCAUGGGAUCCGGACCCAGGAGAAGGAGCAGAUCAAGACCCUCAACAAUCGCUUUGCUACAUUCAUUGACAAGGUACGCUUCUUGGAACAGCAGAACAAAAUGCUCGAGACCAAGUGGAAACUCCUCCAGGAGCAGACCACGACCCGCUCCAACAUCGAUGUCAUGUUCGAAGCUUACAUUGCCAACUUACGCAGGCAGCUGGACAACUUGGGUCACGAAAAACUCAAACUUGAGUCCGACCUGCAGCAGAUGACGGGCAUGGUCGAGGACUUCAAGAACAAGUAUGAGGAUGAGAUCAACAAGCGCAACGACUUUGAGAACAACUUUGUCCUCAUGAAGAAGGACACUGAUGCAGCCUACAUGAUCAAAGUUGAGCUGGAGGCCAAACUGGAUGCGCUCUCUGAUGAGAUUGACUUCAUGAGGCAGAUCUAUGACGCGGAAAUCCAAGAGUUGCAGAGCCAGAUCAAGGACACAUGUGUCGUGGUGGAGAUGGACAACAGCCGUAACCUUGACAUGGAUGCCAUUGUCGCUGAAGUACGCGCCCAGUAUGAAGACAUCGCCAACCGUAGCAGAGCUGAGGCCGAGACAUGGUACCAGACAAAGUAUGCAGAGAUGCAGCAGUCAGCAGGCAAAUACGGUGACGACCUGAAGUCAUCCAAGGCUGAGACUGCUGAAAUGACCCGCUUGAUAAACAGGUUGCAGUCUGAAAUUGACAUGGUUAAAGCACAGCGAAACAGUUUGGAAGCUCAAAUCGCCGAGGCCGAGGAGCGCGGUGAGAUAGCGGUGAAGGACGCCAAGCUCCGCAUCAGAGACCUGGAGGCGGCCCUCCAGAGAGCCAAGCAGGACAUGGCCCUGCAGGUCCGCCAGUACCAGGAGCUGAUGAAUGUGAAGCUGGCUCUGGACAUUGAGAUCGCCACAUACAGGAAACUGCUGGAGGGAGAGGAGGACAGGCUCGCGACUGGAAUCAAGACCACCAUAUCCAAGCAGACUUCCAUGAACUACAACGCCUACGGCCUGGAGAGCUCCCGCACCCCUUCCUACGUCAGCUGCUCCUUCGGUGGGGUCAAGGCCAGCAGCAGCAGCAGUGGCGGCGGCGUCAGCUUCAGCUCUGUCGCUGCUCCCGAGGCAGCAACAGUCAAGAGCGCCACAGUCACCAAGACGGAAACUGUGGUGAUCAAGACCGAGGAGAGGGAGGUGGAGAAGAUAGAGGAGAAGGUAGAGGAGAAGGUGGAGGAGAAGGUAGAGGAGAAGCAGGAGGAAGUGAAGGAGGAGGAGCAGGCAGCCGUGGAGGAGCCGGCCGCUGUGGAGGAGAAGGAGCAGGAGCAAGUGGAGGCCGCAGCCGUGGCUGAGGCUCAGGAGUGAUGCUCUCUCCCCAACUCUUUAUUUUCCAGUUCUUUCCUGAUUCAUUCACCGAGGUGCCUUCACCUGUUAAAAGGUGUAUUUCUACUGUCAGAGCCUUAAUUCAUUAAGACACAAGUAAUGAAGAGAUGCUUAUAGAUGAGUCUUUGUUCACCUUUCUGAAACUACCUUCACUGUUCUUUGCUGUCAACUGUAGUCUAAGUCACUGCAUGUGGGUCUGUGAUCACUGGUGCACCACACUUGUUUGGCCAGCAGGUGGCACUGUUGUAUCAGUUUCCCUCUGCCGCUCCAUCUCGUAGCACGACCACCUCAAAGCACUGCUGUCUCACCAGCCUCAAAUUCUCAAUUGGAAGAUCUUACUGCUGACUGGAGCAGUCUGAAAACAAGCAGCCGUCAUCAUGAUGAACUCCUGCUGUACCUUAACGGUUAAAUAAGAAAACCAGUUACAAAAUGUCUUCACGACUUCUACUUAGUACAGCCUUUUCUUGGUUUGCUACUGUUGGUGACGCCUGAAGUCUUGUUUGCUCAACAAUAAAUCUUUAAAAUGUG